AUGAAAUCAGGAACACCUAACUCGGAACAAGCCAUUGCCGAAAAAGUGAUAUCCCAGUUGGAGUUGAUAGAAAAACUUUUCGAUCUGAGUAAAAUAAUUCAUAGUUUUGUCGAAGUUAGACUCCUCGUUGAGUUCAGCAAACCAGGAGUAUCGGAGAAAACUGCCGAAGAAGCGGCUGAAAGAAUAAGAGUUCAUGUUACUAAUGGGUUGAAGAAAUGGGCCAACAAUCAAAUCUGUUUCUCAUUUGCCUACAAACCGAGUAAAAACAAACCAUUCGGUCUCACGGUUUUGUUUUCAAAAGAAGACAAAUUUUCGGACAGCCGAGACCCUGUCAAAAUCAAAAUCGAUUUUGAUCAAAUUGUUGCAUGCAUGAUUUUGACAUGUCCGAAAAUUUUCCGGUUCUUUGUAAAUCCGACCUCAAUUCCAUCGGUUAACGGCACUUCAUUUUCACCCGCAAACGUGGACGAAGUUAUUACAUCCAUUUUUGGCCUAUAUUUCCCAGAAUUUGGCGAGAAGUUGGAGACCUUACCCAGUUUAGAUGUGGCGCCCAUUAGCUUACUGGACAAGGAAAAUCCAGGUAGUGUUUUGCAGAGCAAUGAUGAUGAGCAGUCUGAAAGCGCAUUCUUGUCAAUUUCACAGAGAAUAAAUCCAGAAAAGUACCAGAAGGCUGCUGGAAACUUAGAUGAAAACCUCCUCACACAGUGGAUGAAACUGGAUAUUCUUCCAAGUAUCCAGCAGUACAGAUUACUAGAGAGAGACCUGAGAUUCGUUCACAUUUAUGGGGAGCCAGGCACGGGAAAAACGACGCUUUUGCAAAUUGUGGCUUUUCAGGAAGCGAUGAAAAGCAACAUCGACAAAGUCUAUUUUGCUGUUCCAGAGUCCAAAUAUUGGCUGAGAAGACAAUUAAAAGAGUUCGUUCAAAAAUCUGAUUGUGACUUCUUUGCUCAAAAAUUUGAGCUGAUUGAUCUGGAAAAAUCAAGCAGAGAAGACAAAUGGUCGACGGUUACUUGGAGACAUUUGCAUAGAAGUGUACUACUAGUUGAUGAAGUCAGAUUCGAGUCUCCGCAAAUGAUUGAACUUCAGCCAACAUUUGAAGAGCUCUUCCCUCACUUUGGCAAAGUGUGGAUCAGCAAUAUGGCACCGAUUGACCUCAAUCAAAUUCAAGGCCAAGGGAAGUUCAUCGGCCUAGAAGGAUUCCAUCUAGUUACACUAAACAUACUCUUCAGAAGCGCUGCUCAUAUUGGCGCUCUUUCAUCGAAGUUCUUUCACGCCCGACGUCCCUUUGAUCACGUGAGCGCGAGACUUACUCAGUGUUUUUUGACCAACCAGUCGAAAGACAUUUUCGAGCAACCUUUGCCCUAUAAAAAAGUGGACGACCUUGAACUAAAAUCUGCCGACCCAAGUUACCUCAUAAUUAUUUUGGCCGAUCGAAAUGAAGAAUUCGAGUCGUUAGCCGACCAGCAUGGAGAUAGAGUGAUUGUAGUGAACCGUGAUCAGCUAGGACCCGACGCGAACUUCGAUUUCAGCUUCGGAGGCGCUGAAGUUUCUGUCUUGUUUUUCGUCAUCCACUUUCUCUCCGAAACAGAAGUUCUGCAAAACGAAGAUUAUAUGUGUGCAGUUUUGAAAGUACUUGCCGAAGGAUUCACUCGCGCGCGUUUCAAUUUCCGUUUUUACGUCAAUGACAAACAUCUUGACUUUUUCAAGGCAGUUCUGUCUAUUGUCAGCUGUGAGUUUGAGGAUACUUUGAUCGAGGCCAGAAACGGAGAAUCGGAGGUUGAUAUUUCUCAGAUAACCGAAAGAACAAGAAUCUCCUCUGAGGUUGCAAGAGCUGCCGUGAUUUCCCAAAACAUCCAAGUACUGAAACGAAUGAACAACAAGUUCAUUAAGAAUCUCGAUUAUUCCGAGAUAGCACGAAUAAUUUCAAUUCUUCACGCUGACAUGUCGACGCAGUUUCUAGGAAAGUUUGCGGAGCUUUUUGGUGAACUUAUCAAACCGAUGUUGACAAAUUCGAUCCACGCUGAAAUGAACAUAACCAAUCGAAGCGCGACUUAUAACGAUUUAAUAGCAAACUGCAACGUCGUGAAAUCUGUCUAUGAAUUCCUGAGGAAACGAUGUGUGAAAGUCCUUGAAAUGCUUUUCGGCCUUCUUUCCGAAGAUUCACUUAAGAUCUUGCUAGAAAUAUCCACCAACUUACUAUAUCACGGCGCGUUCAGCGGAGACCUCACAACGUUUAAAUUUGUAGGCGAUCUUCUGAAAAAAUUUGACCUCUGGGAAGACCGUAUCAAUGAAUUAUAUUUUUCAGAAGUCGAAAAAAGUCCACAUAAUUCAAAAACCAGUCAAGCUUUUACAAUAUUGGCGAUGAUAUGCAAAAAUAACUCCAGCACUUCAUGCGUGAAAUUGCUGCUUGAAAAUGGAUUCACCAGAUUUAAUUUAAAAUACAAACACAAUUGCUUGUAUUACGCAAUCUGGUUUGGGAAUCUAGAGACAGUCGAAGCUUUGCUUGAAAAUGCAGUAGCAAGGAAAUGUUAUCUAGACGACUGUGCUAAUGAUUAUGAUGGAAAAACUGCUUUAGAGUUUUCCAAGCUAAUAGGAAAUGAGAAAAUAACUGCCGUACUAUCAAAGUUAGUAUAGGUUAUCUGAAGUAGGAUAAAAAACAGUUAAUCUUAAUAUGUUAAAAAAUAUUUGUAUUUGGCAUUCAAAAGCAUAGAAAAACUCCUUGUUCCAUGCUUUGUAUAGUGCUGAUUUAAAUUUUUUGGAAAA
This is a messenger RNA of Symsagittifera roscoffensis, 2760 nucleotides long. RefSeq lists its product as uncharacterized. NCBI's taxonomy places the organism in Eukaryota, Metazoa, Xenacoelomorpha, Acoela, Convolutidae. The record is from RefSeq and is a predicted model, not a curated record. Bases 1 to 2631 code for a protein of 876 amino acids. The transcript is spliced from 3 exons. Gene Ontology annotation, molecular function: protein binding.